GUUGGGAAGGGCAAUCGCCUCUGUUCUCCCUCUCUUCUAUAGCCUCUGGCUCUGGUUCUCUCGAGCGAUGAGCUACGCUCACGGUGGCUACCCUUCCGCUGGGGCGCCGCCAGGGCAUCCUACAGGGGCUUGUGGCUACCAUGCGCCGCAGGUUGGCGCGCCGCACCCUGGCUACCCUGCCGUAGGCGGCGCCGCGGCCCCUGCAGGCUAUCCGGCCGCCGGCUCAGCCCUCGGGGGACUGGGCGCUCCGGGCUACCCGCCGCCCAGCGCGUACCCUCCAGGGGCGGCGUUCCCCCCGCCGGCGGGGUACGCCCCCGUGGGCUACCCCGCGCCGGGCGGGUACCCGCCGCCGGCAGGCUACCCGCCCCCAGGCUACGGGGGCUUCCCCCCGCCCUUCGGGUAUGGGCUGCCGCCGGGGUACCUGCCCCCCGCCGGCCACGGCCACCUCCGCCGGGACGAGCGUCGCCGGGACGGCGACCGGCGGGAGGUUGACGGCAGGGACAGGAGAGACGACGCCAGCAGGAGGGGCCGGGACCGCGACGGGGAGAGGGGCGGCGAGGGCGGCGCCGCGAAGGACAGAGGCAAGCCCGCGGGCCCGCCAGCGGCGUGCGGCGUCAGGGUUUCGGGUUGCCAGCAUGAGACGGUUGGCACCAUAGUGAACGGCGAGUUCGAUCGGGUCGGAGAGAACCACAGCAGGCCUUACUUCAGAAGGAAGGAGAAGGCCAACGACGGUUCAGAGGUGAUGUUGUACUUCUGGGACGACCCAGAGCCGAAGUUCGCCGGCUGGUGGUUUGGCCCGAAGGUUGGGGGCGACCAGGUUUGGGCAUACCAGCCGUCGAAGGAAUCCAGGGAGCCCCCCGAGACUGGCUGGCAGGUGCCUUACGACGGACCCGUGGAGCCUAACCUCAGGAUUCAGCCCACCGCUGGGCGGCCAGAAGACGAUCAGCAGCUUUCGAAGCAGCAACGGCGGGAUCGUGCACCGAAGGAUAAGAGGGAGGAGAACAGGAGGAACAUGGAGCAGGCGAGCAAGACUCGUGCGCAACAGCAGGAGGAGAUCAAGCAGAAGCUUGAUGCAGAGAGGCAGCGCGUGCAGGAUGAGCUGAGAAGGAAGCUGGAAGAGCAGCAGAAGCAGGCCCAGCAGCAGAUCCAAGCGCAGAAGGAUGCUGAGGAACGACGCCGCCUGGAAGUCUCCUCGGUCCUGAAGAUCCGCAGGUGUCUCGAGAAGCUCAAGGUCGCCUCGCCAGAGGGGUACGAAGGCCAGAAGAGGGAGCUCGAGGAUGUGAUGCUGGAGGACCUCGACAAGACCGGCGCGCAGAAGAAUCAGAUCGAGGAGGAGUGCGCGAGGGAGUUAGAGGCCUCCGAGGCUCGCGUCAAGAAGAUCGUCGAGCUGCACAGAGAACUGGGCAGUCUUGUCGAAGAGGCCGAAGCUGGCCUGAAGAGCCUGCAAGACGCGGUGGCCUCUCUGGACACGAAUCCAGAGCAGGAGGUGUCCGAGGUUAACGAGAUCGUGGGGAGCAUCACCAAGGCCGAUUCGCAGGUGAGGGCUAGACUGAAGUGUUGCGCGGACUACAUCGUGCAAAAGGGCUCAGAGAUCAAGGACGCGAGCCCAGUGCUCGCUGGCCAGGCGCCGUCGAAGACGCAGCAGGAACUCGCCAGCAUGCUCCAGCGGGUUCACGUAUGCACUCAGUCGUCCGAUGCGUCGGUGCAGGAAUCGCUACGCAAGAAGGAUGCGGCCAUACAGCGCGCACGAGCCUGGCAAAGGGCCAGGGUGGUUAGAAGGCGCUACGAGAAGUAUUGCACGUGCGCAGACAAGUUGCUGCGCAAGAAGGACGUCGCGGCAUACUCCAGGGGCGAGUUCGAUUUCGCCCUCUCGACCAGCAGGCUAGAGGAGAUCUGGAGGCUGCUCGUCGUCGCAGGCGAGAAGGGCAUCAGGCUGGAGCGAAUGCCUCUCCUGACCUCCGCCAUCGGUAUCCACAGGGAGAGUCAGUUCAUGGAGGGAGCGCACUUAGCACUGCUGGGGGCUGAUUGGAACUUCGGCUCAACAUGUUUGGAGAUGCCUGGUAUGCCGCGACGCGCGGGGUUGCUGAUUAUGCAGCCCGAGUCCACCAUGUGCGUGACACCGCAGGCAAAAACCAAGAUUUAUUAUUUUCUCGCGUCCACGGCCUUCAGCAAGUUGGUGCAGGUGGUCAAUGUAGACAGCUCAUGGGCCAAGAGGCCCCACCGACCUGUCCAACUGCAUCUCAGGCCUGGGGCUGUCAAGAUGCACCAGCUCGUGUACACUAGUCACCAGAGGCUCCCCGCUGAACUCCCUGUGGGACCAAGUAAUCGUAGUGCCGAUUGGACGAAGGCGCGUGAACAAGCUGAACACGCCAACCUCGUCGCCAGUGACCAAGCGGUGGGUACUGCGUGGACUGCGCUGGACGUCGCUUGGAAAGCUUUCUCGAAUGCCAUGGAACUUGAGCUCGAGAGUAAGUUAGAUACCCCGGUGCGUAGGAAGGGUAAGAAAGGCCCCCCUUUGGUCGCCCAGUGGGCCUCGGUUCUGGCGCCCCCUCAGAGGAAGGAGGAAGAUGAGGUCCGUGUCUGGGUUGGGUGGGUCUGGUUGCAGCAGAAUGCUAAGGACCUCCUUAACACCAGCCAGAGGCUUGUGGUUCAGAUGAGUACGUUAGUGGAUCAGUCAGACGUCCAAGCAUCGGUUAACUUCUGCCGCGAAGUCCUUGACAGUGGCGAUUCGUUGCACGACGGUCUUAAGAUGCUGCGCCCGAUUGACAGCUGGCCCAGCCCUAGUGAUGAGCAUGCGCCUGUCUUGUACGAUGAGGAUGGACAGCCGGUGGAGUGGUCGCAGUUUAACAGUACGGGACUCUACCAGGCGGCUGAGCAGUUGCAGCUGGCGCUUCUGCCCAUCUUCGUGCCGAGGUUGGCCCAUGAGUGUUGCAGUGAUUGCAUGAAUGCGGUCAAGCUGCACAACAAAGGUCCCCUCGAACAACUGUCCCCGAAGCAAAGGUACGGAGGCUUAAGGCGAGGUGCCCUGAUCCAUACGUGUAAAAAUAAGUUUGCCCCAGCUGUUCACGCGCCUGCGCAUCGCAAGCUCGAAGUGAUAGAUGCGCUGGCUCAACCAGAGCGUAGGAUUGGCCAGGCCAACUGGCGAGCAUAUCUCGAGGCCAAGAAGGCCAUCGAGCUGCACGCGCGCCCGUCGGAUGCCGAAGCCAAACAGUUCGAUUGGACCAUCGACCAGUUGCGCAAGUGCGCACGGUUGAUGGCGAGUGCGCUGCCGCUGUUUCCUCGCGCGACUCACCAGAGGUCGCCCAGGCGCGUGAGACCCACAAAGGUCUUUGACAAGGCCACGUCUUUGCACUCAUGGCAGCGGAGUCUCCGGGGCUUUCGGCGCACUAAGUGUUUGGUCUUCUCUAGAGGGCGGCAACGCGAGCGCCCUGAGCUAGGAUGCGAAGGUUUCCUCGAGAGAGUGGCUGAGCUUCUGGUCUCAGCCCCCGAUCACGGACACAAGCUCGCGAGCACCCAGGUUGGAGACGAGGCAGCAUUCGCAGCGGUGGCCAAGUCUUGCCCCGACUGCGCAGAGGGCUUCACCCUUUGCGCUGCGCUGCAGUCUCCUGCGCUGAGCCUGAAGAACAGGUACUACAUCGCCGACAGCGUCGACCAGUUCCGCCAGUGGCUGCCUCUCGCAUGCGAUUGUGCACCUGACCUGACGGUGGUGCACGAGGGCUUGCACGCCAAUCCAGGCGCGACGUGGCGCGCAAUCAUCGAGACGGGAACGUUGAGCCCUCCAUCGCUCCCUGUCGUGCGCAGCGACGGCCAGGAAUGGUCGCGAAUCCCCCUUCGCGUCGGCCCUGAGUGCAGGGCGAUGCACUAUGGAGGCAACCAUUGGGUAUGCGACAACGCCACGCACAGCCCAGGUGAUCGCUGCGUAGGGUAUCAGAACACGCGGCUGGAGAGCUUGAUCCAUCCAGCCACCGCGUGGAAUGAGAAGCAGAUCGGCCGCGGGAUCUUGAAGGACGGGCGGCCUUGCUACGGAGUCUGCACCCACCAUGGCAAUUCAGGCGUCAACGUGUACAGCGACGGCGGCUUGGAAACAUUCCAUGGGUCUCAAGGGUGGGUGCAGCUCGAGGUGGAAGUGCGCGACACGACGAAGCUCAAAGAUGGCCGCAUCAACAGGUACUGCGUCAAGGGCACACCGUUCGAGACAUGCGAGAAGGUAGUUCUGGAAGCGCUUUGGGUGCCGAGGAGAGAGCUGCCGAGCAUUGUUUGUCUGAGCUAG
Molecule: messenger RNA, 4270 nt
Organism: Prorocentrum cordatum
Lineage: Eukaryota; Dinophyceae; Prorocentrales; Prorocentraceae
Source: the annotation of a GenBank genome assembly